Spodoptera exigua (beet armyworm) is the source of this 2684-nucleotide messenger RNA. The record is from the annotation of a GenBank genome assembly. NCBI's taxonomy places the organism in Eukaryota, Metazoa, Arthropoda, Insecta, Lepidoptera, Noctuidae.
AAGUUUUCUUACUUUUCUCCGUUUUCUCUAGAGUUUAGAAGUGACACGCAUAAUGAAUGUAUGUGUGUAUUUGUUACAGAUCCGCUAAGAUGAAUCACAGGAGUCGAGCGCAGUUCCUUUGGGCUAUUUACACAGUGUUCCUUAUAAAUAUAACUGGGAUUAACACACAGACAGACACUACAGAACCAGUAGAAAGCACAACUAUUGACUUUAACUACACACAAAAUGAAGAACCAGUUUUCAGAGAGGGUCGAAAGGAGAACGGAUCAUACGUUUUCGUAGUCGAUGACGAUGGUUUAAACGCAACUAUAUCAGAAGACUUCCCACAUGACGCACCAGAAAGUGCCUCCAGAGUGCUUGUUGCAAACAAACCAAACGGCACUAACGAAUUCAAAUUUGAAAAUCGUAAAAUAGAAUCAAGUCCCCCAGUGAAACAUCCAAUCAAAAUGCUACAUGAUGGAGAAAUUCAACCAAUAAUAAGCAGAAAUGUUAAAGAUUCUAUUAGAGCUCAUGUGAGAUACGAUGAGGUUACAGGUGAAUUGAUGAAUGGAGAUCACCCUUGUAAUAGAGAAUGCAAAGAAGGUGAAGAGCCAAUGAUUUGCUAUUAUCAUUUCGUUUUGGAAUGGUAUCAAACGAUGAGCAAAGCGUGCUACGACUGUCCGUACAAUUUAACUGACUGUACACGCCCUGAUUGUAUCCCCGCUGAUGGAAUGAAUCGACCUCUGAACGUGGUUAAUAGAAAAAUGCCAGGCCCUGCCGUCGAGGUAUGCCAACAUGAUCGUGUGAUCGUUGACGUGGAGAAUGACCUGAUGACGGAAGGUACCACGGUGCACUGGCAUGGUCAGCAUCAGAGAGGCACUCCAUACAUGGAUGGGACGCCAUACGUGACGCAGUGUCCCAUAUUACCUGAGACCACAUUCAGGUACCAAUUCAACGCUACUCACGCUGGCACCCACUUCUGGCAUUCUCAUUCUGGUAUGCAGCGAGCUGAUGGUGCAGCUGGAGUCUUUAUUGUGAGGAAACCAAAGUCUCAGGAUCCUCAUGGAAGAUUGUAUGAUUAUGACCGAUCAGACCACGUGAUGCUGGUAACAGACUGGAUCCAUGAGUUAGGAAUUAGCAUGUUCACUGACCAUCACCACUCCAAAGGAGACAAUAAGCCGCCGACCCUCCUCAUCAAUGGAGUUGGCAGGUUUAAGGUCUUCAAUGAAACUGCUAAACCCAUGUAUAUGAGAGCUGCCAGGUUUAAUGUGGAACAGGGCUACAAGUAUCGUUUCCGCGUGAUCAAUGCCGAGUUCCUGAACUGCCCUAUAGAGUUGUCUGUGGAUGGUCAUAAUAUAACGGUGAUCGCUUCAGAUGGUUACGACUUGCAACCGAUUACAACUACAUCGCUAGUUACUUACGCGGGAGAGCGGUACGACUUUAUAUUGGAGGCUAACAAUGAAAUAGACAACUAUUGGAUCCGGUACCGCGGUUUGAUGGAUUGUGACGAAGUAUUCACAAAAGCAAAGCAAGUUGGUGUCCUGCACUACGAGGGAGCUAUGGAUUUGGAGCCACCCGGUGACCCCACAUGGGAAGAAUUACACAACGAAGGAUUGCAAUUAAACGCUCUCAACAAGGGUGAGGAAGAUGAAGAAACUAUCAGCGUGGCUGGGAUGCGGUCUUUAGAAGGAUACGACGAUAGUCUCAAGGAAGUUGCUGAUUAUCAGUUCUACGUAGCCUACGAUUUCUAUGCGAAGAACAAUUCUCAUUUUCACAGAUCACCUUAUUAUGGAUAUUACCAAGUCCCACAUAAGGAUAAUCGUCUGUACACACCACAACUGAACCACAUCAGUAUGAAGUUACCUUCAAGUCCACUCCUUACCGCAAGACCAUCCACAGACAACUUUUGCAAUUCUUCCAGUAUCGACGAGGCAUGCACUGAAGGCUACUGUGAAUGUUCCCACGUCUUAGCUGUAAAACUAAACUCUGUAGUAGAAAUUAUUAUCGUCGAUGAAGGAGUUACUUUUGAUGCCAACCACCCAUUCCAUCUUCAUGGACAUAGCUUUAGAGUAGUCGGUCUCAGAAGGCUUGCUAAAGAUAUCACUGUUGAUGAAAUCAAGGCAUACGAUAAAGCAGGUCUGCUUAAAAGAAAUCUAAAGAAUGCACCGAUUAAGGAUACAGUUACUGUGCCUGAUGGAGGUUACACAGUUAUCAGGUUUAAAGCAGACAAUCCUGGGUACUGGCUUUUCCAUUGUCAUAUUGAGUUCCACGUAGAAAUUGGUAUGGCGUUAGUUUUCAAAGUUGGUGAACAUAAAGACAUGGCACCGGUACCCAGAGAUUUUCCUUCAUGUGGUAGCUAUUUGCCAGAUAACAUGUUGGAGCAUGCAACUACAGAGAAACCUAAGAGUGAUGAUGUAAUUUCUAUAUCACACUGGUGGCCUGUAGUUUUUAUAAAUAAUACAUCAGCUAGUACCAGUGUGCAAGCUUCUGUAUUAGCAAUCGUAUUUAGUAUAUUGCUAUCGACAUUUUUAAAAUCAUAGUUUCCAAUUUUAGUGUUAUUAAAUCUGAAUUCUUGGAAUUAAUAGUCUACGUUGCUGUUGAACUCAAGAAUUCAGUCCUCUAUUGGAAUUUGUACUUACUUAUUAUUUAUUUCAUAUAAAAUGUUAGUUUAUUAAAUAUUUUCUUUGAUUCAUAAAUGAAAUAGC